UAUACCAUCGUCUGUCUUUUCCUUUCAAAACUCUGAUUUGUUUAAUGGAAAACGAUUUUUUUCAUUUGUUUGAAAACUUCUCUAAAAAUAUUUGCUUCCUUUCAGGUUUUUCUCCAUCUUCAACAUAACAUCAUCAUGGGUUUAUGUUUUUCUUCGACCAGGGUUGUUAGCGGCUCUAAUUGUAAACAGACAAACCGUAAACCAAAUUCAACAACGAAGACAGAAACAGUUACGUUGACGGAAACCCUAACAUUGCUUUCACUACAAGCGGCACCACUACCCACGCUUCCGUUUGAUCUUGUUGCAGAAAUUUUGUGUAGAAUUCCGGUAAAGUUACUCAUUCAGCUUCGCUGCCUCUGUAAGUGCUUCAAUUCUUUAAUCUCUGAUCCCAAAUUUGCAGAGAAGCAUCUUCGCUUGUCAACCAAGCACCGCCAUCUCAUGUUAUGCUCCUGGAACAACCCAUAUUAUAAGUUUUUUGUGUAUGAUUUCCCUAUCCAUUCUGUUUUCUCAACUUCUAGUGUCACGCAGACACAACUCACUUACCCUAUCAGUCUCAAAAGUACAUAUGGUGCACCUUUAGCGGUGUGCUCUUGCGCCGGCAUCCUUUGUCUCACCAUGCGUCAAGGAUCUGCUGUUUUGUGGAACCCUUUCAUUGGAAUGUUCAAGAUAUUGCCUACUUUGAAUAAUAGGGUACCUUUUUAUCCCUUAUACAGUUUUGGGUAUGAUCAGAAGGAGUCAUAUCAAUAUAUUUCGCAGCCUGUUUCGGAAAUGAGUUUGUAUACUUUGGGGGUUUUGAAGGAUUGCUUGUUCUUUUCUGCCAGUAAUAUCGGAGAUAUGUUUUUGGGUAUAUGGGUUAUGAUGGAAUAUGGAAAUAAAGAGUCGUGGGCUAAAUUGUACCACGUUCCUUUCAUGGUAGAUCCGGGUUUGGGGGUCUUUAUCGAGGUUUUACAUGUUUAUGAGGAUGAUCAAUUGCUGUUGGAUUUUUAUGAGUUGGGAAGUAACGAAAAGAAGUUGGUUGUUUAUGGUUCCAAAACUGGUACUUUCAAGAUUCACAAGAUUCAAAACGCCGAUCGUCGGACGGACUCGGAAGUGUUUCUUGGGAGUUUGAUAUCACCUUGUUCUUAA
Molecule: messenger RNA, 1125 nt
Organism: Medicago truncatula (barrel medic)
Lineage: Eukaryota; Viridiplantae; Streptophyta; Magnoliopsida; Fabales; Fabaceae
Product: putative F-box protein At1g47790
Exons: 2
Coding region: 136-1125 (329 amino acids)
Molecular function (GO): protein binding
Source: RefSeq, a predicted model, not a curated record